This is a messenger RNA of Penicillium waksmanii, 2421 nucleotides long. RefSeq lists its product as uncharacterized. The record is from RefSeq and is a predicted model, not a curated record. Bases 1 to 2421 code for a protein of 806 amino acids. Lineage: Eukaryota; Fungi; Ascomycota; Eurotiomycetes; Eurotiales; Aspergillaceae. Gene Ontology annotation, biological process: intracellular calcium ion homeostasis; calcium ion transmembrane transport. Gene Ontology annotation, cellular component: membrane. Gene Ontology annotation, molecular function: ATP hydrolysis activity; P-type calcium transporter activity; ATP binding. The transcript is spliced from 3 exons.
AUGGAGAAUUCCUUCCUGCACUCUCCAUCGGAGGUGCUGAAACACUUCGAUGUCUCGGAGCGCGACGGAUUGACCAGCAAUGCGGUCGUCCAGGCUCGCAAGCAGUAUGGUCCCAAUGCUCUCGCUGAAGAACCCCCAACUCCUAUGUGGGAACUGAUUCUGGAGCAAUUCAAGGACCAGCUGGUGCUUAUCUUGCUGGGUUCGGCUGCUGUGUCCUUUGUGCUGGCCCUGUUCGAAGGAGGUGACGACUGGACUGCAUUUGUGGACCCUGCCGUGAUUUUGACCAUUCUGAUCCUCAACGCGGUGGUGGGCGUCACCCAAGAAAGCAGCGCGGAAAAGGCAAUUGCGGCUCUCCAGGAAUACUCGGCCAACGAGGCCAAGGUUGUGCGUGAUGGCAAGAUGGUCAAGGUCAAGGCCGAGGAUUUGGUGCCCGGCGAUGUUAUUGAAAUCGCUGUUGGAGAUCGCAUUCCCGCCGAUUGCCGACUCAUCUCGGUUCACAGCAACAGCUUCCGCGUUGACCAGGCCAUUCUGACUGGUGAGAGCGAGAGUGUUGGCAAGGACACCAAAGCCAUCAAGGACAACCAGGCUGUCAAGCAGGACCAGGUCAACAUGCUCUUCUCCGGAACCACAGUCGUCAACGGACACGCCACUGCCCUUGUUGUUCUGACCGGCGGUUCGACUGCCAUCGGUGAUAUCCACGACAGUAUUACCUCUCAAAUCUCCGCGCCGACCCCGCUGAAGCAAAAGAUCAAUGACUUUGGUGAUAUGCUGGCCAAGGUCAUCUCCCUUAUCUGUAUCCUCGUCUGGCUGAUCAACAUCGAGCACUUCAAUGAUCCUUCCUUUGGUGGCUGGACCAAGGGUGCUAUCUACUACCUGAAGAUCGCAGUCUCUCUCGGUGUGGCCGCUAUCCCCGAAGGUCUUGCUGUUGUUAUCACUACUUGCCUUGCUUUGGGAACUCGCAAGAUGGCCCAGAAGAACGCUGUUGUGCGCUCUCUGCCUUCGGUUGAAACAUUGGGCAGCUGCAGCGUGAUUUGCUCUGAUAAGACUGGAACCCUCACCACGAACCAGAUGAGCGUGGCAAAGAUCAUUACUGUGUCCAGCACCGGCACCUCGAUUGAAGAGAUUGAUGUCGAGGGUACUACUUUCGCACCCGUUGGAAAGUUUUCUCGCGGAGGCAAGGCCGUCGAUGGCCUGGCCACUUCCUCCUCCACUGUGAAGCAAAUUGCCGAGGUCACUGCUCGUUGCAAUGCCUCCAAACUCUCCCACGACCCCAAGACCGGCCAAUUCGCUAGCAUCGGAGAACCCACCGAGGGAGCUCUGCGCGCCCUGGUCGAGAAGAUCGGUACCGAGGACGCUUCCGUCAACAAGAAGAUCUACUCCCUAGCUGCCCACGAGAGACUGCACAAGGUUAGCGAACACUACGAGAACCGUCUUGCUCUGGAGGCCACCUACGAAUUUUCUCGCGAUCGCAAGAGCAUGUCCGUCCUGGUCCGCGAGGGUAACGAACAGAAGCUGCUUGUCAAGGGUGCUCCCGAGAGUAUCCUGGAUCGCUGCACUCACGUCCUGCAAGGCCCCGACGCAUCCAAGGUUUCCCUGACCGCUGCCCACAAGAAGUUGCUCUCCAACGAGGUCGUCGAGUGUGGUAACCGCGGUCUCCGUGUGAUGGCCCUUGCCAGCCGCAGUGACCUCUCUACCAAGGACAACUUGCACAACGCUACCUCUACCGACGACUAUCUCAAGCUGGAGCAGAAGCUCACUCUCAUCGGACUUGUUGCUAUGCUGGACCCCCCUCGCCCCGAGGUUGCCGGCUCCAUUAAGACGUGCCACGAUGCUGGUAUUCGCGUUAUUGUUAUCACCGGUGACAACCAGAACACUGCCGAGUCGAUCUGCCGCUCCAUUGGUGUCUUUGGUGCCGAUGAGGACCUUACUGGGAAGAGUUUCACUGGUCGCCAAUUCGACGAUCUCAGCGAUGCUCAGAAGCUCGAGGCUGUCCAGACUGCUUCCCUGUUCUCCCGUACCGAGCCCAGCCACAAGUCCAAGCUGGUCGAUCUGCUCCAGUCUCUGAACCACGUCGUCGCCAUGACCGGUGACGGUGUCAACGAUGCCCCCGCCCUGAAGAAGUCCGAUAUUGGUGUCGCCAUGGGUACCGGUACCGACGUCGCCAAGCUGGCGGCCGAUAUGGUUCUGGCCGAUGACAACUUCGCUACCAUCACCGUCGCUGUUGAGGAGGGUCGCUCCAUCUACAGCAACACCCAACAGUUCAUCCGUUACCUGAUCUCUUCCAACAUUGGUGAGGUCGUCUCGAUUUUCCUGACUGCCGCCCUGGGCAUGCCCGAGGCUCUGAUCCCUGUUCAGCUGUUGUGGGUGAACCUUGUCACCGAUGGUCUCCCUGCUACUGCACUGUCCUUCAACCCCCCCUGA